UCCUGUACAAAGCAUAGGAGCACAGCACUGAGGAUCAUAGCUUACAGUGAAUGUUGCCAUUUAACCAGGCCAGAGCAUAUUGCCGACUUUCGGGUUGCUAUCCAAAGAGUGCGCACCUACCAACGCACUUCAGAGUCAUGUUGUCAGCCCAGUCUCGUAUUACUCACAUUCCAGCCCCCUUUUCACCUUUAAUUGUAGCCAUCCACCAGGACUCGGGAGUGGCUUUUUGUGACCUCAGGGUGCGCCCUGAGCGGCUGACACGCAGAGCUGCGCAAGGUUCGCGGGCGAGCGCAUAGGUGGGAUCUGAGACAAUGGGUGUGUAACGACGGAAGAGACAAAACAACCAAAGAACCUCUCCUAGACUUCUUAUUUGAUUUUUUAGUAAAUAGGAUGUUUAAGCGAGUCAGGCCAGGCUAUUACCGCCAAGACGUCAACAAAACCUCAUGGGAAGUACCGGAGCGGUACCGGGAUCUGAAGCAGGUGGGGACCGGGGCGUACGGGACGGUAUGCUCAGCAGUGGACUCCAGAACAGGAUCCACAGUGGCCAUCAAGAAAUUGUACAGACCUUUCCAGUCGGAGCUCUUCGCCAAGCGAGCCUACAGGGAGCUGAGGCUUCUCAAACACAUGAAACAUGAAAAUGUGAUUGGCCUCUUAGAUGUGUUUACUGCUGACCUCUCUGUGGACAAAUUCUAUGAUUUCUAUCUGGUGAUGCCGUUCAUGGGGACAGAUCUGGGGAAGCUGAUGAAGCUGCAGAAGCUGUCACAAGAAAAAAUUCAGUAUUUGGUUUAUCAGAUGCUCAAAGGGCUUAAGUAUAUUCAUUCUGCUGGUAUAAUUCACAGGGACCUCAAACCAGGAAAUCUCGCUGUCAACCAAGACUGUGAGCUCAAGAUCCUGGACUUUGGUUUGGCGCGGCAGGCAGACAGUGAGAUGACGGGGUAUGUGGUGACUCGCUGGUACAGAGCCCCAGAGGUCAUCCUGAGCUGGAUGCACUACACUCAGACUGUGGACAUUUGGUCUGUGGGCUGCAUCAUGGCAGAGAUGCUGCAAGGAAAACCUCUUUUUAAAGGCAGUGACCACCUAGAUCAGCUGACUGAGAUCAUGAAGAUCACAGGAACACCAACUCAGGAAUUUAUAUCAAAACUAGAUUCUGAGGACGCCAAAAGCUACAUCAAAGGUCUUCCUAAAGUGGAAAAGAAAGACCUUCAGAAGGUGUUUUCCACAACUAAUCCACAAGCCGUGUCUGUGCUGGAGCGCAUGUUAUUGCUGGAUCCGGAGACCAGGGUGGCCGCUGCAGAGGCUCUCAAGCUGCCUUACUUCUCUGAGUUCAGAGAACCAGAGGAGGAGACGGAAGCACAGCCGUACGACCACUCGCUAGACAACACCGACCUGCCCCUGGACCAGUGGAAACGUCACACCUUCACAGAGAUCUUGACAUUCAAACCAGUUGUGCCAGAAUCCAAGGAAACCUCACUGUGAGACACAAAGAGUCAGCUGUGCAGCGUGGGACCAGAACAAACUAACAUGUCUUUUUUAUAUUGAUCUCAGCUGAGAAAACUCUUUGAUCAUAAAGCUUAAUGAAUGCCUGUUGAUCCAGUUCACAAAUCUCUUUGAAGCGCAAGCUGCUGUGUUGUGGACCUACUAGUUGUGGGUUUGUCUUUGUCUUUCAACAUCAUGUUGGUCCGGUAGCUUGCCUCCUGACUCUAGCAUCGGACCUUUUCAGCUCAGUUGCUGUAGGUCAGGUGAUAAUAUUCUUUGAUAAAUAGGAAGGAGGAAUUAUGGGUUGUAUUACUUGAGCUACUAGUUUCACUUCAAUCUCAGUUAGAGUGGUACAUAUAAGUAGUAGGUGGGAUUUUCUUUUUUUUUUUUUUUUACCAAAUACAUCACUACCUACCAGUUAGUAUAAAGUACAAACCAAGAAAUGGCAAUAGACAUGUUUUACUUUAGAGAAAACAGAAAUAUUGUAGUUGAACUAACUGAAAUUCUUGAUGUGUCCUGGUGAAAUUCAUUAUUUAAUAAGGAUGCUUCCUUUGAAUCAUUUGUAUCAGUGACAAAAGCAUUAUUUAAAGGCAAUAGAUCCAGGACAAUGCAUCGUGCUGCAAAUAAAGCCAAAUUUAAAAUACUGAGAACUACAUUUUUUUGUAAUAUAUUGUUUUGUUUUGGUUCCCCUUCGGUGACUACAUGUUCUUAAAAGACAUCUGAUUGAAAUUAUUUGGACGUCCUUGUGUGUGCGUAUGUGUGUAGUCUGCAUGUCUGCUCUGACCUCGUAAUUCCUCCCAGUGGCCUUAAGAUAACAACAAAACAGAAAUACUGCUCAGCUGCCGAUCAUACGAAAUCCAUCCCAUAGCAGGUUGUGCACAACUGUUCAUAUUUUAAUUUCAUACAAAAAACAGAUGUUAGUUUCAUCCAAUUAUGUUGUUUGUUUGAAUCGGAAAGUAGCACAAGACACAUUGUCUAUGUUGAUUUGUGAAUUCAUGUUUCAAACACUACUCAUGCAUUUUUAUUAUUAAAGUUUCUCUUUGCAUUGUG
Molecule: messenger RNA, 2526 nt
Organism: Siniperca chuatsi (mandarin fish)
Lineage: Eukaryota; Metazoa; Chordata; Actinopteri; Centrarchiformes; Sinipercidae
Gene: mapk12a
Product: mitogen-activated protein kinase 12a
Exons: 12
Coding region: 391-1476 (361 amino acids)
Biological process (GO): protein phosphorylation; intracellular signal transduction
Cellular component (GO): nucleus; cytoplasm
Molecular function (GO): MAP kinase activity; ATP binding
Source: RefSeq, a predicted model, not a curated record